GCAUGAGUAGCCGAGCGCAGACACCAUCCCCAACCCCCCUAUGUGUAUAUUUUUUUAAUACUUUGUGAGGAAAAAACUGUCAACCAUAUCCAAAGUGCAGGACCAAAGAGAAGUAAAUAAUGUAUGCUUUUGUUAGAUUCUUUGAAGACGAUAUGUGCUACGCGUUGCCCGUUUCAAAUGUGGAAGAUUUCAGACCUCUGCACAGAACAGAUUUUGAUAAUCAGAAGGUGUAUCUGGUUCACAGAACUAAAGAGAAUGGAAGCGCAGGCCAGCCGUGCGACGCACAGAUCCUUGCCCUUGCAGAUACAGUAGAAGAAUUUGAAGACAGUAUAACGCAAAAGAAGAUGAAAAUUCCCAAGAUGUCCAUCAAGAAUUCAGGAAACUCUAUUGAGAACAGUUUUGGAGAGGAGAGAAUGCCGCUCAGACAUAAAAAGGCCCUGUCUCACGACCACGGACGCCCACUUUCCAACUCCUCCAAGAGCCUGGCAGCAGUAGUGGCUCGCCUGGAGAGAAACGCAGCCAGCUCCUGCAUGGAGGGCGAAGAGGACCUGGACGAGGACCGGCUGGCCGAGGAGGGAGAGGAUGCGGAUGACGAAGACGAAGACAUGGAGGCAGAGCAUCAGCAACAUCAUCACCAGCAGCAACAGCAGCACUUGGAGGUGGACUCGGAUUGUGUGUCCGAGGUGGCCGCCGCCGUGGUUCCCAGAGUCUUGUACGAGGAGCUGGUUCACAGCUACAGGCAGCAGGAGGAGGAGAUGAGGAGGCUGCAGCAGGAGCUGGAGAGAACCCGUAGGCAGCUGGUGCAGCAGGCCAAGAAGCUGAAGGAAUAUGGCAGCUUGCUGACAGAAGUCAAAGAACUGAGGGACUUCAACAGGAGGCUGCAGGACGUUCUUCUCAUGAGACUGGGCAGCGAGCCUAUGCAUGACAAUGGCACUCAGACAAUCAAGGCCGAAGUGGUUGAACCUAUUGUUGAGGCCCAGGAGACAUGCAGAGAAGAAGCCAACACUAGUUCCAGCUACUCACCCUCACCCAGAACAGUAUACACCUGCAACGACGGCAAAGUACACCUUGGCGGGGGGAUCUGGGUGGAGGAGGAGAAGUGGCACCAGCUGCAGCGGACCCAGGGAGACUCCAAGUUCACAAAGAACUUAGCUGUAAUGAUCUGGGGCACAGAAACCCUCAAAAACCGGAGUGUGACCGGAGUGGCCACCAAAAAGAAGAAAGAUGCCCUGCCCAAACCUCCACUGUCGCCCAGCAAGCUCAAAAUUGUCAGAGAGUGUCUCUACGACAGAGUGUCUCAAGAGACAGCCGACAGCGCAGAGAUUACGCAGAGAUUGUCCAAAGUGAACAAAUACAUUUGUGAAAAGAUAAUGGACAUCAACAAGUCCAUCAAGAACGAGGAGCGGCGGGAGUCCAAGCUGCUCAUCAGACAGACAGUCAAGAUGGAGAACUUCACCUACGAUGGCAUUUAGCGAUCAACCGUCACGCCAGCGCCUUCUGCUCCUGCGUGAUCUGCAGGAUUCUGAGGGGACUCCGUGUGGGCGUUUGGGGGAAGCUGUCACCGUUUCAGAAGCGCUUAUAUUUCUUACACAUCGCAUUUGGUUAUUAAAACAAACAAGCCCCUUCCCUCCUCCCUGUAGAGUGACCGUCACAGCUCUCCCACUUUGCUAAUUGGCUCUCAGACAGCUUUACCCACCAGUUAGAAAUGUAAACACAUGUGAGCUAGUUUGACAUGAGCUGGUGUGAGUGUUUUUCUAAGCUUUACAGUGGCAUUGGUACGGAGGUACGGUUUGUUGGGGUGUGUGCAUAUGUGUCAAAAGAUGAGAAAUUAGAUAUGAUUGUUAAAUUAAUUUAUUGUUCUGUGUCAGAACAUAAUUUUGGGUCCUUGAACUUUUAAAAAGUUUUGGAGGAAAAAAAGUUCCCUAGGUGAGGUUGUAAAGAUGCUAGCUCGCAUUAGAUCUUAGUGAACGGUUGACUGUUUCACCCGACGGCUGCUGGAGUGUUUGCUGUUGGUACUUAUUGCAUAGAAUGGGACAUGAGUCUCAAAUGCACAAGUCUUAAUUAGUAACAGCCAUAUUUAAUUUUGCGGCAGAGAUUCUGUUGCUCCAAGAGAUUAAUUAUGAGUGUGUGCGCCCCCUUAACUGUAGGUUAAUCACAACACCUCACUUUAUUAGAAAGAGGGCUUAUAGAGAUUUAAUGGGCAGAAUGACUCUAAUGCCGAGUCCACAGAGUGCUGUAUUUGUUUUGUUUUUUUUGUGUUGACCUGUGAGUUCCGAACGUUUGCCAUCACUGAGAGAGCACAAGAAAGGUUUUGAUGGGAUAUUCGUGUGUUACUCUUAAUCAUACAUGUCACUUUCAGAAAACUUGACUGUUGGGUUGCAGUGGUACGGGCACAUGGAUGCCUAGAAAGGCCUUAAAUGGAUUUGGCAAUCACCAGGGACUGGUACGCUCCUAGGUUUUCUAGUAAGCUGUGAUUGUAAAUAUAUAGCAAGCUGAAGUGAUGAAGCUUCACCUGCACUUUGCUGUGAGAAUGUAAGAGGUGGCCAGGUACUAUUUUCUGUGUGGUUCACACCAUUAAGUUGAGCUGAGCCGGACUACUGCCGGGAUGAAAAUCAGGGCACGGCUCUGCACGGUCCAGGUCAUCUUCUUGUGGGAGCAGUGUUAGCGGUGGGUAAAGCUGUCUGGAACACUAUUUUGCUGUUGAAGCUGUCUGGCCCUGCUGAGCCCCAUAAUAACCCCCCCUUGUUUAAAGCCACACCACUGGGGAACAAAGUAAGGUUGCUCCAGUGACAAUUUCCUCUGAGCUAUGCCAUCAGAACUUUUAAAAUGUCCUGUUUUUCUUGUAUGUUUUUCAUGUUUUUUUUUAUUUUCUUUCCUCUCCUGUUGAUACAUUGUUUUGAUCCAAAAUGGUUUGUGUGGCUGUCUGCAGGCUGGAACUAAACGCUGCAGAUUGAAAUCUCAACUGUGACCUAGCUGUGGCUAACUGUGAAUCUGCUGCAGAGCUGCCCAUCAAGCCUUUCUCCUCUUCUCACUCUUAGAUUCUCGUUUGUCCGCCGGUUUCUUUCCUUCUGUCUUUUUUUUUUUUCUGUCUGUCUUGUUUUUUUUCUUGUUGUUUCAAAAAAAAGUUCAGAUCAGCCUUUUCUUAAGCUACUUUAUGUUUUUGGAGAUAUUUUACUGUACAUAAAUCACAUCUUUUUAUUUUUCCACAAAACAUGGAUGUUUCAAUUUGUAGUCAUGUUACAGUUUAACGGUUCCGGUUUAAGUUUAGCUAAUUGAUGUUGUAAUUCCAUGUUUACUGUCAAUUUCAUGUUUCUUUUUACGUUUAUAUGCAUAUAUAUAUAUAUAUAUAUAGAUAUUAUUUUUUUCAUAUGAAUUGUUGGCUUUAAGCUUGAUGUUGUAUCCAAAUGUAGAUCAGUGGAUUCUACAGAUGAAAAAAUAUCCCCCCGCUUAGCCAAAGUGAUCUCUGUGGAACGAGAGAGACGAGGCUUUCCUUCCAUCCGAUUUUUGACAGAACCCAUACAUUACAUUCACAACAUGUGAUAUUUAACAAACCUCACUUUAGGAUCUGCGUACGGAUCCGCCAUAGUAAGAUGAAACCUGUAUUGUUAAACCGUUGCGCUCGAACAGUUGAGAUGCAGUAGUUAGAUCAACACAAAUCAUUUACAUUGAAUGCACUUUAAACUUCUGGGCGAUUUCUUCAAACUUAAAGAAAUGUAUUUGUGGUAUUUGUCCUUUUUUUUUUUUUUAAAGAAAAAUGUGUUUAUAGAUUAAGACCUAACAAUCAUUGUGUUAUCAUGAAGCACCUUAGAACAUUUUGGUUUAUUGUUUGUUACGGCAGUUGUGGGAUAUCGUUUUGUUUUGUUGGUCAGAUGAGCCCCUGACACGCCAAUGCUCCACGACACGCUUGAUAGAUGUAACGAUAAGUUUAAGAAGAUUUAUUCGGGGUGUUAGGAAAAGCAUUUUUCAUAAGUUAAAUUAUGUUAAAACUGGAAUCUCAAACUCUUGAAUUCUCCAGCCUCCUGAACAAUAGAUGGCUUAUUUGGCGAAUUGACAAGCAACAAACAAGUCGUCUGUGCAAAACAUGAUUCACCAAUUUAAAGACUUUUAACCAACGAAAUGUGCAAGCUGACUGGAAUUUGUGCUUUAACUUAAUGUGUCAAUAUGCUGGUUAUGUAUAAAUAUGACUUAUAUAGGCAUAAAUAAUUGUGUAUUUUUUACAAAUGAGUGGUAACUGUAAGCCAAAGUAUUGAAUGCUGAGAUCAAGCUAAAGAAGGGGGAUGCUGACUGAGGAAUCAGCAGGGUUUGCACAAAAAAUGGCCCAUGCCACGGUAAUGGAGCUGAGUGAAUCUUAAGUCACCUCAACGGUGACGUGUUAUUGAUAUAUACAUAUAUUUUUUUGGGGGGGGGGUUCGUUUUCAAACAAUUCCUUUGUUUCAGCAUCCUUUCCUUUUUUGUUUGUUUUAUUUUUCCCUGUACAAAGCAACAUGUGAGGUUUACGUGCGCUAGCGUGUAUUUGACAAUUCAUGCGAUUUUUAAAAGAAAAGAUUUCUGCUGUGCAAAGCAACCUUGCUGAAAAUUCUGACACGUUUUGUCGAGUGUUGUGUUUGUGUUUGUUUCUUUGUUGUUUGAUGCCAAAAGGGGGUGUGGUUAAACAAUGCUUAAUGAAAGAGCGUUUUUAUAGAGCUAUUACGUCCUGUAAAACACGUUUUUUGUUUUUCACAUGGCUGGUUUUCCUGGAGUGCGGUUUAGCCUAAUCCUUUAACCACCUUCUGUGGAUGAAAGCUGUAUGGAAGUACUGUAUGUUUUUAACCCAGAUUCGACUUAAUCUGUGAUGGCAAGGGCGAUCUUUAUCAAAUGUACCGAGUCACUUGCAGAGAGGCGGUUUGGGUUUUAGCAGCAUAUUAGUAACGUACACCAUUGCAUACCCAGUGCAGGGCCAUUAAUGGAUGCUAUAGGCUAGUUUGGCUCUGCAACACCACCACCAGACCUUCCAGUGCUCUCACUGUCACACUUAAGUAGCGAUAGGCAGGAAACAUAACCUCGCUGGCUCUGUGAUCCUCUUCUAUGCCAGCUCUAGUUCCUUACUCUUGACAUUUAUACGGACUAGAUGUUAGAAAUGCACACGUAUCGAGAUAAUAGCGAAUCUUUUUUCCUCCGCGUUUCGGUGUUUUUGGCUUAUGUUGUGAACACCCUGUCAAAGCUUCAGGAGCUUUAUGUUGCUUUCUGACAGUUUGAUUGGGGAGAGAGAGAGGGAAAAAAAAACCCAUCCAUUUUUAACUUCACUCUGUGCAACAAGAUAAGUGGCUCCAUGUGGCAGUUCUCAGAAGUUAAACGUACACAAAACACAUUACCGUUUGAGCCUCAGAUACAAUGUCAGACUUACUUCGAGAUCAGAAAAACGGGAGGAAUACAUCGUUAGGCCUAUAUUUUUAUUAAAGGUAUCAGUAACUUUGUAUACAAUCCACAAACCGGUUCUACUUCAUCUAACUUCACCGUCCUACCUCAUUGUUACUCUGGUGUUUGUCAGUGACUGUAAACUUAUGUGUGUAUAUUAAAAAAAAAAAAUCUAUAGGUUAAAGGUAUACCUGGUUACUCUGAACAUGUACAGCAUAUACAACUUGUAAAACACCUCAGUACACAAAUAUCAUUCUUAGGAGAAAUCAGUUUUAUUACCUGCUUAAAGAUGCUGCUGUAAAGGGGUGUCUGUGUGAGGGGUCGUCUCUGAAUAUAUAUCUUCGCUCUUUGCUAUGUUGUGCAGUUGAUCGGUGGUUGUGUUCUGUCUCUGUAUUGCAUUCUGAGAUUUUUACUGGUUGACGGUGCUACCAGCAAACAGUUCAAAAACUGAUCUAUCGGACCUCAAAUGGUGCUGUUUUUCUAUGUUUUUAUCGUCAUACAGCUAUGUUUUAUUCAGGUGUCUCAACCGCCACUAUCCCCUCAGCUAAUCAGAUUCUAAGCCAAAAUAUCUUGCGAAACCGAUAACCCUGCUAUUACUGUAUCGACUUAUAUGCUAUCCAUCCAAAUAUUGUAGAUAGUGAUUAUAUCCUCAGCUGUGAGUUUCAGAAGUACCUCAGAAGUUGCUGAUUUUAAAUGGAUGCAUCUGUUGUCUGUCGACUUACAUUGUUGCAGUUGUAUUUUCAGAAAUAUGCAUUUUUACUGGUUAGAUCAGGUUACGCCAUAGAUAGUACAUGAUUAUUAGCUCACACUCAGUUAAAUUCAAAGGAUACCACUGUUGACUGGUUUGCAUGCCAGACUGUCAUACAGGAAAUCUCACGUGGACUCGGCAGUGUGUUGCCGCAGUAGAAGAGGCCCUCUGCAAAGCCAUGUUCUGUUUGAAUCAAAGUCCGGCUUGUUUUCUAGUAGAGCGAUUCCAUUGGUAGUCUUAAUUUAGAAGUGAUCCUGGGAAUGUGUUGACUUCUGGAAAAAAAAAAAAAAGAAGCGUGAAAUCGAGAUCGCUGAGUGCAUCCAUGAAGAUGUCUUUGUGGAGUUUCCUGCAUGUCAGUUGGUACAAUCAAUUCGAUCUCGUUGCCACUUUAAUCUGUGAUCCCCCAGUCGUAUCGCUUCGUCCUUCAAUGUCAUUUAAAUGAUGUAAUUUUCAGUGUUAAAAUGAUGGAUUUAGUGUAGCAAUUUGUUCAAUGAUUGACUUACUGUGAGCUUGGCUUAAGUGUACAAAAAGUGCAUUAUAUUUUCUUUCACCCUGUUCGCAAACACCAAUGGAAUCUUUUCUGCGCCAAAGUGUUUGAAGUAUGUUUUUUUUUUUUCUGCUUUUGAAGGGGUGGGGUGGUCUACCUUUUAGUAUGUAUGCACUUGUUUUUUUUGUUUUGUUUUUUGUUUUUUAAUCCAACCAUGUUUCUGAACAUGAAAUGUGCUGGCGCCUCUCUACUGUGAGUAGUGUGUGUUUGAAAUACACAGCUGUUGGUUUUAUGGAAGCACUUAAGCCAUUCGUUGGACUGUUUUUAUAAUGGUUCAAUUGUAAGCUUUGCUCUGGUCCAGGGAAUUGACCCAGGGAGCUUUGUGUGUAAUUGAAUUCCUAUGCAGGUGUUGAGUUACUAACCUGGUACCACAUCACUGUUGGGUGGAGGACCAACUACAGAGAUGGAUAACUGGAGAGAGUUGAAUGUGUCCGCACAGCCUUGAGAUUGAAUCAAAGGGGACAAACGGCGACAUGACAAAUCCAUACAGAACUACGCUUUCACACUUGUUGAGUUGAAUUAAACUGAGCUAAACAGGGCUGCUUGGGUAUCUACCUGUCUAUACUAGUUAUAAAUGCAUUGCAGUGAUCAUUAGGGGAAGACAGGGUUAUUACUGUAUGGAUUAUUUCCAGUUGGUAUGAUAAUGUGAAAAGAAUUUCAAGACUAUUGCAGUAAACACUCCCUCACCCUACUUUCGCCUCCCAGAGGCAACCCUACAUUUACAGAAAAUGUUAAAAGUAUAUGCGAUAGAGAGUGUACAUGUCUUUGCUAAACCGGCCACACCUCUGCUAUGCGAGCAACUCUUUGACGCUUAGCAUCCUGUUCUGUGUUUUCUCUUGCUGCAUUCAGGAACACCUGUUUAAUGUAUAGAUAAACAGAAAUAAAUCAAGACUUUUAUUCUA
Molecule: messenger RNA, 7591 nt
Organism: Acanthochromis polyacanthus (spiny chromis)
Lineage: Eukaryota; Metazoa; Chordata; Actinopteri; Pomacentridae
Gene: bend5
Product: BEN domain containing 5
Exons: 6
Coding region: 120-1472 (450 amino acids)
Biological process (GO): negative regulation of DNA-templated transcription
Molecular function (GO): DNA binding
Source: RefSeq, a predicted model, not a curated record